CUAACACGCGGGUUCUUCCCCAUUUCGAAUUUUCACGUUGAGAGAGAGAGAGAGAGAGAGAAGCGGGAACGAACGAGGAAGAAGAAGAGAACGACUGGAGAAGAAGAGAAUUGAACGUGAAGAAGAAGAGCAACGACCCAACCAAGACCGGACAAGAACUACCGACCACCAAACAAGAAUGCAGUGUUUGGAAGAGAUAGAUGUUUUCUCACCGUUAGCAUCUCAACCGUGUGAAUCAUCUGCUAGUUCUCCUGAAGUACUUUACAGCCCUCGAGUUAAAAAGGACCUGAUACCAAAAAUUGCACAAGAGUUUGACAAUUUAGAUGAUGUUCAUAUUUUUUACAACAAAUAUGCUAAAGAAUCUGGAUUUGGUAUGCGAUUGAAUUCUAGCAAGAGGAAUAGAGAAGGUGAAAUCAUUAGGAAUGAGUACAGUUGUUGCAAAACUGAACCUACUUUACGGCGUCGGGGGAUAACUGGAGAGGGUUGUGGUGCAAAACUAUCUGUUGUGAAAAGACGGUCAAGUGAAAAGUUUGUUGUCUCCCAAUUUGUCGAGGGUCAUAACCACCCUCUUACAUCUCCAAAGAGGGUGCAUUUGUUGCAAUCUCAUCGUAAAGUGUCAGUUGCAAAAAAAGCACAACAAAAGAAUACAGAAGAUCCUGAAAAUGUUGGAUUUUUACAACAAGAUCUUUAUAAUGCUGAAAGGGAGAGGAUGAAAACUUUAGCAAGACAUGACGCCAAUAUGUUGUAUGAGCAUUUCCAGUUUGAACAACAAAAGAAUGCAGGUUUUAUGUUUACAAUGAAGAAAGAUGAUGAUGGGAGGAUGACUCAUUGUUUUUGGGCGGAUGCGACCUCUAGAAAGUCGUACCAAUCUUUUGGGGACGUGGUGGUGUUCGAUACAACGUACAACACAAACCGAUAUGCUAUGAUUUUCACACCUAUAUUAGGGGUUAAUCACCACGGGCAGACAACGAUUUUUGGGUGUGGAUUCUUAAGUAAUGAAAGAAGUGAUUCUUUUGAGUGGCUUUUCAAGGAAUGGUUGAAAGCGAUGCCAGUAGGCCCGCCCAAAAUGAUCAUAACUGAUUAUGAUCUGGCAAUGGCAAAAGCAAUUGCUACUACUCUUCCAAAUACACAUCACAGGUAUUGCAUUUGGCACAUUGUGAGUAAAUUUCUGAAAAAAUAAGUCCAGAAUCUUACAAAGAACAUUAUGAGGAGCUCAAAAAUUGUAUAUGGAAUUCCGAAAGCCCUGAAGAGUUCGAAAUUAGAUGGGUAGAUGUUGUAGAAAAAGCUAACCUAUCCGGCAAUGAAUGGUUACAUGCCAUGUACAAAAUUCGUGAGAGAUGGAUUCCUGCAUAUAUGAAGCACCUUUUUUCUGCCUACAUGACUAGUAGUCGAAAAGCUGAAAUUUCUCAUGCAUUCUUCAAGAAGGCUUUGUCUCCAAAUAAUUCUUUUUUGGAUUUUGUGACACGGUUUGAUAGGACACUUUCACGUGUACGGUAUAAUGAAUUGGAUUUGGAUCUUAAAGAUCUCAAUGAGAAGCCAGCCUUGAAAACAUCGUAUUUCAUGGAGUCCGCAAUGAGUGAAUUGUAUACACAGACGAUAUUUUACGAGUUUCAAGAGGAACUCUUUCAAAAUAUGGCGUAUGUGGUAACAAUAACACAUGAGGAUGAACAUCGCUGUUUGUACAAUGUUAAGAGGGUAAAGGAGAGUGGUUCGAGGGUUUGUGAGGUUUUGGUAGAGAAGUCAUCAAACUAUGUCAGUUGUAGUUGUAAAAAAUUUGAAUGUGACGGAAUUCCAUGUCGGCACAUGUUGGUGUACUUCACUAGAAUGAUGCAGAUUGUAGAUCUGCCUAAUCAAUAUAUCUUGCGGAGGUGGACUAAAUUAGCAAAAGCUGUGCGAGUUAUAGAUGACUUGGGUGGAGCAGUGCAAGAAAUAUGUUACACUUCUUUGUUAGUGAGGCGAAAUAGUCUCUUCCAACUUGCUUCUAAUGUAAUUGAUGACGCCGUAUUAACUGAAGAUGGAACUGAACUUUUGCGAGAAGCUUUAGAAUCAACUCAAAAGAAGCUACCUGUCAUGAAUCUUGGAAGCGAAGAUGGCGAAGGGAGUGCUAUCCAAGUGCAUAUUCCUCUUGAUCAUAGUUUUAAAGAACCACUUCAAGUGAGGGCAAAGGGUUGUCGUAAACGAUUGAAGAGAGGAAAAGAGAAGGCUGCCAAGAAGGGUAGGCGUUGUAAUGGUUGUGGGUUAACAGGACAAUCGCAUGACAAAAGGAAUUGUCCUAAACUUCUCAACUUCUCCUCACAAGAUGUUAGGUUGAAUGAUGACGAUGAUGACAACAUUGACUAUGAUUGAUGGAAAAACGACUCAUGAGAAGAUGGCGAUGUUUGGGGAAGGGGAUGUUUGUUGUUGGAUUUAUGUAGGAGAGAUAGAGCUAUGUUUUUUUGUCUUCUGCUUUCUAUGAAUUCCAGUACCUAUGUUUUGGAGAGAGAGAGAUAGAGCUAUGUUAUGGAGUUAUGAUCUGUUAUGGAUGGUGAACAUUUGCUUUAUGCAAUUCCAGUAGCUCUCCUGUUGGUUUCUCA
Molecule: messenger RNA, 2573 nt
Organism: Rhododendron vialii
Lineage: Eukaryota; Viridiplantae; Streptophyta; Magnoliopsida; Ericales; Ericaceae
Product: protein FAR1-RELATED SEQUENCE 5-like
Exons: 4
Coding region: 1318-2346 (342 amino acids)
Biological process (GO): regulation of DNA-templated transcription
Molecular function (GO): zinc ion binding
Source: RefSeq, a predicted model, not a curated record